Molecule: messenger RNA, 1683 nt
Organism: Micromonas pusilla CCMP1545
Lineage: Eukaryota; Viridiplantae; Chlorophyta; Mamiellophyceae; Mamiellales; Mamiellaceae
Exons: 1
Coding region: 1-1683 (560 amino acids)
Biological process (GO): biosynthetic process; amino acid metabolic process
Molecular function (GO): transaminase activity; pyridoxal phosphate binding
Source: RefSeq, a predicted model, not a curated record
AUGGCGGCGGCGGCGCGCGGCGCGCGCGCGCCCUUCGCCGUCCCGUCGCACCGCGCGCGUCGCCCCGCCGCGCGUCGCCCUGCCGCGCGCGCGUCCGCGUCGUCGUCGUCGUCGUCGUCGUCGUCGUCGUCGUCGUCGUCGACGACGACGGACGACGCCGAUCUCGUCGUCCUCCUCGCGCGACGCUUCGAGGACGCCGCCGCCGCGUGCUUCGCGGAGCCGUUCAACGCGGAGAGCGACGUCCGCGUCCGCGGCUGGUGCGACCUCGCGAGCGCGAAUUCGCGCCUGCUCGACGGGUACGACACGAGCGGCGUCGGCGCGGAGCGGAAGUCGCCGGUCGGCGGGGCGGGAUUGAAGCGCGCGGUGUCCGAGCUCCUCAUCGAAGGCGGCUUCGGGUCGCCGCUGCGACGCGACGCCGGCGGUUCUUGGCUGGCCCCGGACGACGUCUCGUUCCUGAGGCAGCGUGGACGGGGGGAGGCGGACGCGGUGGAGACCGUCGUCGCCGCCGCGCUCGCGGUCGUCCGCGACGACGACGACGGCGACGACGCCCGCGACGACGACGACGACGCCCGCGACGACGACGACGACGGCGACAACGACGACGACGACGACGACGCGUCCGAAACCGCGUCCGAGACUGCGCGCGUCGGCGUCGUCGUCUUGGGACCGUACCGACCGCUGUGGCCGUCCGCCGACGGCCCUCUGUCGCGUCCGUCCGUCGAUGUCGUCCGCGUGGACGUCACGGGCGACGGCGUCGACGUCGCGGACGCGCUGGACGCGGCGCGCGAGCGGUUCGUCCGAGAGGGAACGACGACGCGCGUCGGCGCCGUGGUUUUGUCCAAUCCGUCGCCCGUCACUGGCGCGCUCGCGCGCGUCUCGAGCGUCGUGAAGGCGAGCGCGUGGUGCGCGCGGAGAGGCGCGCAUCUCGUCGUGGACGAGACGAACUUCGCGGCGGCGUCGACCGACGCGGCGAUGAAAUUUCGCGCGAGAGGAGAGGAGGAGGAGACGCGCGCCGCCGCCGCCGCCGCCGCCAAAAGACCAAACGCCGAAACCAGAAAUCCCAAGCCGUGGGGUCGAGCCGCCGGGUUCGUCAGCGCGAGCUCGCUGUGGCGCGACGACGACGACCCGCGCGUGCACGUCGUCGCCGCGUUCGGCGCCGCGUGCGGUCUCGCUCGCGGCCGCACGUCGUGCGUCUUGGUGACUCGCGACGAGGCGACGCGUCGACGCGCCGGGAGCGACCCUUUCGCGCAGUCGCUGACGAUGCUGUUCGGCGACGGUGGCACCGCGGCGCGCGAGGCGUUCGGGCAUCACGUCGACGUCGUCCGCGCGCGACGCGGGGAGGUAUUGGAGCUGUUGAAGCCGCUGCUCGCGUCCGGGAAGAUUUCCGUGGACGACGGCGAUGUUAUGAUCGGCGGGGGGUUGGCGCUGUGGGUGGACUGCGGCGGCGGAUACGGCGGCGACGGGCGGCGGGGGACACUGGAACACGAGGCGGAGCUCUUCGACGCGUUCGCCGCCGCGCGCGUUCUCGUCGUCCCCGGGACGCUGUGCGGGUGCGCGCGACCGGGGAUGUUUCGCGUCACGGUCGCGGGGGACGAGGCCACGGUCGUGGAGGGCGUGAAGCGGUUCGCGAACGUCGUGAACGUCGCGUCGACCCCGGUGGGAGGCUUCGUGAGGUUGUGUUGA